AUGGUCGACGUCGACCGCCGGCCGUCGCUCACGCACGGCCUCCCGCGGCCGCCUUCCCACGCCGCCGGCCUGCGCCGCCUCUCCACCCGCGCCUCGGCUCCCAGCACCCCGCGCACCCCGGCGCCUCCGUCUCCCUCCACCGCCUCCGCGGGCCCCGCGCCCUCCCCAUCCGCGCUUCUCGCCCACCUCGCCACGGCGGGGGUGACCGUCCUCCCGGGCCUCUCCGCCACCGAGCUCGCCCUCGCGGAGGCCGCGCUCGGCGGCGUCCAGCUCCCGCCCGACCUCCACGACCUCCUCGCGCUGGGCCUGCCGUCGGGGGACGGCUUCCCGGAGUACCGCUCCCCCGCGGGGCUGCGCCUCCUCCGCUUCGCCGCGCAGGAGGUCCCCGCGGCGGUCGUCGCCGCGACGCUGCCCCUCGCCCCGGGCCGGCCGCGCGCGGGGAGAGGCGCGCCGCCGCCCCCGCCCCUCGUCCCGCUGUGCGGCCGGCAUUACGUGCCGGCGACGCCCUGCCUCGUGGGCAACCCGGUGUUCCACGUGUCCGACUCCGGCGUGGCGUUCGCGGGCGCCAACGUGGCCGACUUCCUCCUCCACGCCUUCGCCGCCGAGCCGCCCCCCGGCACGCCGCUCCGGCGCCAGCUCUCCGCGCCGGUCCCGCCGCCGUCGGCCGCCACGCCGCCGUCCACGGCGCGCCGGAGCCUGGACUCCGUCACCGGCAGGGCCCCGCGCUGGAUCGAGUUCUGGACCGACGCCGCCGCGGCCGGGGACCGGUUCUUGGAGGUCCCCACGGGCGCCAGCGCCACGAGCGCCGCCGUGUCCGGCGCGGCGGCGCCGGAGUGGUUGCGGUCCAGCCUUGAGGAGGCGGCCUCCAUGCUGAGGCGCGGCGGGUGGGGCGUCCGCGAGGUGGAGGAGAUGAUGAGGGGAGAGGGUCCCAGCGGCGUCGGCGAGGUCAAUGUGGUGGCGUUGGCGUUGACGGUCGACCGGUGCUGCGGCGACCUGAAGAGGGGAGGGUGGGGCGCGGAGGAGGUGGUGGAGAUGCUGGGGGCGCUGCUGGGGCCGAGGAAGCCGCGGCGGGCGGCGCCAGCGCUGCCGCCGAACGUGGCCGCACGGGUGGGGCGGCUCGCCGAGGCCGUGUCGCGGGCUGUCGGGUCCCAUGCCAAAGCGAAACCUCCGAGGCCAUCUUGA
Messenger RNA from Miscanthus lutarioriparius, 1182 nucleotides. Lineage: Eukaryota; Viridiplantae; Streptophyta; Magnoliopsida; Poales; Poaceae. The record is from the annotation of a GenBank genome assembly.